Saccostrea echinata is the source of this 1120-nucleotide messenger RNA. Its product is annotated as orexin receptor type 2-like. The record is from RefSeq and is a predicted model, not a curated record. Gene Ontology annotation, molecular function: G protein-coupled peptide receptor activity. Bases 128 to 1120 code for a protein of 330 amino acids. Gene Ontology annotation, biological process: neuropeptide signaling pathway. The transcript has a single exon. Lineage: Eukaryota; Metazoa; Mollusca; Bivalvia; Ostreida; Ostreidae. Gene Ontology annotation, cellular component: membrane.
GACAGACUCUCGAUAUACCACAAUUUACGUUACUCAGUCUGGGAAUAUUUCUGAUAUUGAUGCCAGUAUACUUUUACAGAAACUUAACGAUGAAAAGGCUGUGUUGUAUAUACCUGUCAUCGUGUACAUGGCAUUACUGAUGCUGAUCGGAAUUACAGGGAAUCUGAUGGUAUGCGUUGUUUACAUUAAGAAGAAAUUCAAAUGUUCUACUGACUUUUUCAUUUUAAAUUUGGCAUUUCUCGACUUGCUGACUUGCUUCUUUGGAAUUCCCGUAGAAAUUGCAGAUUUAAGGUUCCCAUACACAUUUAAUGCCCCUGCCGCCUGCAAACUCUUCCGAACCGUGGAAUCUCUCACCAGCAUGGGCUCUACCCUGACUUUAAUUGGCAUCGCUGUGGAUAGAUACAAACGGAUAUGCAGACUCGGAGAGCGCUUCUCUAAUAAAACUGCGAAAAGGAUAUGCGCUGGCGCAGUGAUUAUAGGUGUUUUAACCUGUUGGCCCGCAGCAGUUGUUUUUGGUAAGAAGUCUGUGGAUGUUGGGGUACCAGGAAUUAAGGGGACGGACUGCUCGACGGAUGAUUCGCAACGACAUACCGUAUAUCCACUUCUUUAUUACGGUCUUGUUUUCCUUUAUUUCUUAAUUUGUGUUGUAAUAGUAACUUUCAUUUAUGUAAGGAUUUCUAUUUUUAUCAGAAGAGGUAAGCAAGAACAGAUCAGGAGAAAUUCCAACAGAUACGAAAUCAAUGCCGAAAUAACGACAACAACGGAAGACAGUCAAGAAACAAAUGCGCAUGCGUCAUCAACAUCUGGUGCAACCAAGGAAACAACUAUGGUGAACACAAUUAAAACCUCGCGAACUACCGUGAUAUGUAUAGCAAUCACAGUAGCUUUUAUUGUUAGUUAUCUACCUUUUCUCGUUGUCAUGGUAACAAGAAACAUCAAGAAAAAUUUCGAAAAGACUCUAUCACCUCCAGCAGAAGUGUUCUACAAGUUUUGUUUGAAAUCCUACUUCAUAAAUGACGCCAUUAACCCGGUUAUCUACAGUUUCCUCAAUAAGGCAUUUCGACAGGAAGUGAUCAGAUGGUUCAGAUGUAAAGCCUCCCCUAAGUACAGACAAUCCUGA